AUUUCUAUGGCUGCAGAAGUGCUUUUGGAACCUAAUCAGGGCAGUGUGACCUUUGAGGAUGUGGCCUUGUACUUCUCCUGGGAGGAAUGGGCUCUCCUUGAUGAGACUCAGAGAUGCCUGUACCAGGAUGUGAUGCUGGAGAACUUGGCACUUACAUCCUCACUGGGUUGUUGGUAUGGAGUGGAAGACAAGGAGGAACCUCCUGAACAGAGCAUUUCUGAAGAAGGAGUGUCACAGAUCAGGACUCUCAAGGCAGAAACACCUCCCCAGAAGGCCCAGCCUUUUGAGAUGUGUGGCCCAGUCUUGAGAGAUAUUUUGCUCUUGCCUGAGCACCAAGGAACACAUCUUGGGCAGAAACCGUACACGUAUGGGAAACAAUUCUAUUUCUCUGCCAACCUUCAACAGUACUGCGGGCAGCACAUUAGAGAGAUACCCAUCAGAAGUUCUGGGGACAGAGCCUUGUUUAUAAAGAGCUACACAACCCACAUGUCAGGGAAAUCCUUUUCCUGUGGGGAGAUUGGGAAAGACUUCUUAGCCAGCAUGAGAUUUUUCCAUCAACAGGCCAUUCACACUGAGAAGAAGCCAAACAAGAGUAAUGAGUGUGAGGCUGUCUUUCACAGUGGAAAAAGGCAUCAGAUCUGGGGAGAAUGGAAGAAAGCCUUCAACUGCACAGAUACACUGGUUGAAGACCAAAGAGUCCUCACUGGAGAAGGGCUUUAUGAGUGCAGCAAAUGUGGAAAAACCUGUACCCGAAGAUGUAACCUCAUUCAGCACCAGAAAGUCCACACUGGAGAAAGGCCUUAUGAGUGCCGUGAAUGUGGGAAAUUCUUUACCUACCUCUCCAGCUUCAUUAUACAUCAGAGAGUGCACACGGGAGAAAGGCCUUAUGAGUGCAGCGAAUGUGGAAAAUCCUUUAGCCAGAGCUACAGCCUCAAUAGCCAUAGGAAAGUUCACACAGGAGAAAAACCUUAUGAGUGCAGUGAAUGUGGAAAGUCUUUUAGUCAACGGUCUAACCUCAUUCAACAUCAGAGAGUCCACACUGGAGAAAGGCCUUAUGAGUGCAGUGAAUGUGGCAAGUCUUUUAGCCAAAACUUUAGUCUCAUUUACCACCAGAGAGUCCACACUGGAGAACGGCCUCAUCAAUGCGGUGAAUGUGGAAAAUCCUUUAGCCGAAGCUCCAGCCUUAUUCACCACAGGAGGCUUCAUACUGGAGAAAGGCCUUAUGAGUGCAGUAAAUGUGGAAAAUCCUUUAAGCAAAGCUCCAGCUUUAGUUCACAUCGGAAAAUCCACACAGGAGAAAGGCCUUAUGAGUGUGGGAACUGUGGAAAAUCAUUUAGCCACAGCUCCAAUCUCAAGAACCAUUGGAGAGUUCACACUGGAGAAAGGCCUAUUGAAUGCAGUGAAUGUGGGAAAUCAUUUAGCUGCAAAUCUAACCUCGUUAAACACCUGAGAGUUCACACUGGAGAAAGGCCUUAUGAGUGUGGGAAGUGUGGAAAAUCCUUUAGUCAAAGUUCUAGCCUCAUUCAGCACCAGAGAGUUCACAGUGGAAAAAGGUCCCGAGUGUAGUGAGUGUUGGAAAAAAUCUUUGAGCUGCAAAUACGACCUCAUUCAACACCGGAGAUUUCACACUAGUGAAAGGCCUUAGAUGUGCUGGGAUGUGCGAUUUCCUUCUAAUAUAAUUACACCGGAGGACAGAAGUUGUGAGGGAGCCACCUAGUGCAUCGGAAGAUGUGCAGUGGGGAGAUUGCCCUAAAGUUCCAGGUAUGUGAGAAUCUUUAAAGAGUUUUGUUAUAGUUUCUUUCCUGCCCAGGACCCUCACCAGCUUUAUGUCACUGCUAGUGCUGUGGCAGAAUUCAUUUCACCUCUAUCACCUGGCAGGUCCACAAUGUGCAAAUUUACCUCCCAACUUGCUCAGGGAAGCUGACCUCUGUCCCAUCCCCAUUUGCAGGGGAAGUAAUGAGUAGUCUUAAUUAGCUCUUGUGGGGUCCUCAUUCCCUUCUCAUUUCCAAAGUAGGGCAUGGACCUGACCCAGUUUGGGCCAAGUUGACCCAGUCUGAGUUCUCUUGGUGACUUGCCAGGAAGAACUGCAUUUUCAGGAACAUGUUAGCUUCUGGUGACACUUCUCUUGGAUUUUCCCAGCCUCCAAGGCACCAGGCUGGGAACUGUAUGCCUUGUAUUGCUUUGCAUUUUGCAAUAAUAAAGGCAUUAAUGUUUAAGCCACCUUUGGUUUUGGGGUUUAAUUCUCUGUGUGAGGUGAUCUGAAAACAACUGGUCCCUACCAGCA
Molecule: messenger RNA, 2284 nt
Organism: Hippopotamus amphibius kiboko
Lineage: Eukaryota; Metazoa; Chordata; Mammalia; Artiodactyla; Hippopotamidae
Product: zinc finger protein 211-like
Exons: 3
Coding region: 7-1566 (519 amino acids)
Biological process (GO): regulation of transcription by RNA polymerase II
Molecular function (GO): RNA polymerase II cis-regulatory region sequence-specific DNA binding; DNA-binding transcription factor activity, RNA polymerase II-specific
Source: RefSeq, a predicted model, not a curated record